This is a messenger RNA of Leptosomus discolor (cuckoo roller), 1014 nucleotides long. NCBI's taxonomy places the organism in Eukaryota, Metazoa, Chordata, Aves, Leptosomiformes, Leptosomidae. The record is from RefSeq and is a predicted model, not a curated record.
AUGCGCUGCCGCGGACCCGUGCGCUACCGAGCCGGUCAGAAAUCGCCAAACUUUGUUUUCCGGCUCAGCAUCACUUUCACGUGGCGACUUCACGGCACAAAGAGCCCGUUCAUGGCCCCCGCGUUCCUCCUCUGGCCCACCGUUCUCCACCCUCUGUGUGUCAAGUACCCUCCUUCCACCAAGUACAGGAGGAGCUUUCUAACCGAACUCAUCAAAAAGCACGAGGCCACAGCAGCCGAACCCCUGGAUGAACUGUACGACGCACUGGCAGAUAUUCUAAGUGAAGAAGAAUCUACUCACUGUUACAAAAACUACUUACUGCCCACGGGAGAAUGUGUUACCCUGUCCGAGAGCGUGGCCAUUAUCUCUGGAGGAACCACGGGGCUCGUCACGUGGGACGCUGCUCUUCACCUCGCGGAAUGGGCAAUAGGGAACGCUGCGGCUUUCAGUAACAGGACAGUCUUGGAGCUGGGAAGUGGGAUUGGCUUCACUGGAAUUGCAAUCUGCAAAACCUGCAAUCCCCAGACGUACGUAUUUAGUGACUGCCACCCCGGCGUCCUCCAACAGCUGGCAGAAAACAUCCGUUUGAAUGGCUUUGCCUUGGAGCCUGAAGGUCCUCGUCCUAUCCAAGUGGAGUCCCCAAGCCAGAAGGCAGAAGCAGCAAAUUGCCAAAAACCAAAAGUAAUGGUUGCAGAACUCGACUGGGGCUCGGUUACAGAAAACCAACUGUGGGAUCUUCACCCUGACGUCGUCGUUGCAGCAGAUGUGGUAUAUGAUCCAGAGGUAACCGUAGCCCUUAUUGGUAUGCUACAAAAAUUCUCCACUCCCAGAGCAGACAGAAAACCUCCCGAGGUCUACAUUGCUUUCGCCAUUCGGAAUCCAGACACGUAUCGCCUGUUCCAGGCUGAACUCGAUAGAGUUGGGAUCAGAUGGCAGAUUAUUCCAGCCCCCAGCAACAGUAUUUUUCUCUAUGACGUGCAGCCAAACAUCACUAUUGUACAGCUGUUUAUAUAG